AUGGUCGGGGAAGAGAAGAGGCAUCAGAUGAUGCAAAACUUAUUCGGUGACCAGUCAGAGGAAGAAGAAGAGGAAGAGGAAGAGGUCGAAUCAGAGCAUGAAUCCAAUCCACAGCCCGACUAUGUGUCUGAUGAAGGGGAUGGAGGCAUGGAGCCUGAGGGUGAAGGUGAAGCUGAAGUUGAAGGUCAAAGGGAAGCAGAAGUUGAGAGCGAAGGUAAAUUACGUGAUGUACAUCAUGAUAUUGGAGAGAGUGAGGGUGAAAGAGAUCAAAGUUCUCAAGAAGUAGAAAUUGGUGAUCCAAGGGAAGAAAGUGAACGAAAGUAUUCAGAUAGCGAUGAAAGGGAAGAGUUCGGUCAACGAGUAGUGACAAGUAAAAGACGAGAUGUAAUUGACAGCGGAUCAGAAAGAUCUGAGGAUAAUCAUUAUGCUGAAAAUGAUGAUGAGGAUGUAGACCAGGCUAGAAGUCCGAGUCAUAGUAGAUCAUCUGGUGAGGAGAAAGAUGAGGCUCAUAUUCCACAGUCAGCUCCUGAGAUCCGUGAUGUGUUUGGGGACUCUGAUGAUGAAGAACCAGUAGAAUAUGGUGCUCAGAAUCAUAUCGAGGAAGAUUCAAAUAGAUUCCCUAUGGAAGAGGAAGGUAGUUAUGAGAAAGAUCUGAUACUAGAGGAUAUGUUACCUGGUGAAGAUGGUCAGUAUGAGUCUGAAGAAGAGAACAUUGAGGUUAAAUCUAAGGAGAAACCAGUUGGCCCUCCCUUGGAGCUUGAGAUUCCACUACGCCCUCCUCCAGCUCAUCCAGAUAAGAUGAACAUGAUCAAAGUUUCUAAUAUAAUGGGCAUUGACCCCAAACCUUUUGAUCCCAAGACAUAUGUUGACGAGGACAUAUUUGUAACUGAUGAAUCUGGAUCCCAAAGACGUAUUCGCUUAGAGAAUAACAUUGUGCGCUGGAGGGCUGUGAGAAAUCCUGAUGGCACUACAUCUUAUGAAAGCAAUGCUCGCUUUGUGAGAUGGUCGGAUGGCAGCUUACAGUUGUUGAUUGGGAAUGAAGUUCUUGACAUAUCGGUGCAAGAUGCACAGCAUGAUCAAGCACACCUUUUUCUAAGACAUGGGAAGAACCGCUUAAAUCGGCAAGAACGGACAAUUUUUAUAAACCUGUCGCAAACUGGACCACUUGCAAUCCUGGCUAAAGAUGUGGUCCACCUGAAUGAAGAGACGGUCCUCUUGGCUCCCCUCAGCUACAGAGCACGUGACAUGCUUUCAAAGGGAAUCCUCCAAUCUCAGGGAAGGCUUCUAAGGAAGAUGAGGUUUAUGCCUUCGUCUUUAUCAUCUAAUUCUCAUCGAUUGUUAACUGCUCUUGUUGAUUCGCGGAAUAAGAAGGUUUACAAGGUCAAGAACUGCAUUACUGACAUUGACCCUGAGAGGGAAAAGGAGCAAAAAGAAAAGGCUGCAAGUCAGACAAUUAAAGCAAAUGAACUUCUUCAUCGGAAAAAGGAAAAGGUGACUCGGAAAUAUACACAAACUGUACGCAGGGAGCGCCAGCUUUCGCCUGGCUUCUUGGAGGAUGCACUUGAUGAGGAUGAUGAAGCAGAUUAUUAUGAAUCUCGACGCUCUGCUGCUCGACGUCGCUUUGAGGAAGACCUGGAAAUGGAAGCUCGAGCUGAGAAGCGCAUUAUUAAUGCAAAGAAGUCUCAGGCACACAAUGAUACCUCGCGAAAGUCAUCCUUGCCAGCUGCAAAAUCAUCUCGGCGCCCAGUGCCUUUCUCUGAAAGUGAGAGAGAGGAGUCUGAGUAUGAAAGUGAAGGGGAGGAAGAUGAGAAGUACCCACGUAGAAGGGAGGAAGAGCCAGAGCAAGAUGAAGAAGAUGAGGAAGAGUAUGAGGAAGAGGAGGCAGCAGUAAAUGAAGCAUCAGAAGAUGAGGCUGAGGUAUGCUGCAUAUAUUUUCCUCAAACAAAGUAUUGCAUGGACCUGCAUAUUCAGUUUACUAACUGUAGGUGGAUUCUCACUUGUGCAUACCUGAUCACCAUUUUUGAGGCAGAAACAUUCCAAUUAAGGACUAGAAGAAGUUCCAGAUGGAAAAGUACUAAAUGCAAUUAAUCUGAAGAACAUUUCACUUUUUCCUGUGUAAACUGU
This is a messenger RNA of Ilex paraguariensis (yerba mate), 2124 nucleotides long. Lineage: Eukaryota; Viridiplantae; Streptophyta; Magnoliopsida; Aquifoliales; Aquifoliaceae. The record is from the annotation of a GenBank genome assembly.